AGCCGAGCCAGCCGGGCAGCCUGCUCCUACAUUUUCUAGUAAAAGUUUUACAGGUUGUGUUUUACACUUGACAUAACCCAUUUUGAUUUGUGUUUAGUUAAUGUUUGUUGGAAGUGUGAAGUUCAGGUUGAAGUUCACUCUUCUUUCCCCAGCUUUACAGACAAAUAACUGACACACAUCACUGUGUGAACCUGAGCAGACCACGUUUUUCCGGUACAAAGCGUUGUCCGAGAGGCUCGGCGCGGUCGAGUUGUUAAGCUGUGCCUGGAAGCUGAGACGUCGUCACCUGCGAGCUCGGCCGCAGACCAGUUUGUACUCAGCACUUCUCCCGGGGCGUGCGAGGAGCUGGUGGAAGGUGAUCUGGGCCUGGUUGAAAUGCGGCUUAGCACACCUCGCGCUGCAUAUUGAGAACUCUCGUCUGUGCACCAUGGCCUUGAACAGGGGCUUAGGUGCACGGGCCCAGAGGCCAGCUCUGCCCCAUCCUAGCUGUGUGACCCUGGGCCUCUGUGUCCUAGACACGCCCGUGCGUCUCAUUUGAGCGCGUGUCAGGUGCCACGAGGUGAGUGCUCGGUCGGGACCUGGCAGGAUGGGCACCGGACCUGGAUGUAUUUCUGCUGCUCGCCGGCUGUCCUGGUCUUGGAUGAGGGUCCAUAUUCCCGCAGGCAGCCCUGCUUCUGCUUCUCCUCCGUUCUUGGACGGCAGUGCAGCUGCCGGCCAACAGCACGGCCCUGGCUGGGCCCCCCUCAUUGAGGUGGCGGUCACACAGCUCCCUGCGCUCACCCAUGUUUGGGUCGUAGCUAGCCUGUGUGUCACCGGUUAGCCUGUCCUUCCUUUCUCGACAUCUUUGCUUCUGACCCUGCUGCUUAUUUCCUUUCAAAGGUUGCACUGUUACGACUCGCCUGGUAGGCUCCUUUAACUGACGUGCCUCUUUCGUCCUUUCUUGGCAGUAAGCAGCUCCGAGUCCCAUGCACAGUGAGGCGUUUCAGCGGCCGAGCGCUGGAGCUGCGGGUCCGGAGAGGACUGGGCUGGCCCCACCUCUCAGGACGGCAGCUGGCGUACAGCGUCACAUGAACUCCGGGCGUACAGCAUCGACUCAGCAGUUUCUGUAGGUCACUCAGUGUUCACCGACGCGUCAGUGUUUUUCUGAUCGGAGUCCUUGUUUACCGACUGUGGAAACGGAACACGAGAAAGUCAACAUGAGUAAGGCACAGAGCGCAGAUCCGGCCUCGUACCGCUGCUCCGCGUGCCAUGGGGACGAGGACUGGGGGCCCAACCACCCCAUCCGGGGCCGGGCCAAGUCCCGCAGCCUGUCUGCCUCGCCCGCCCUGGCGAGCACCAAAGAGUUCAGGAGGACUCGCUCUCUGCAUGGGCCAUGCCCGGUGACCACGUUUGGACCAAAGGCCUGUGUGCUGCAGAACCCCCAGACCAUCAUGCACAUCCAGGACCCUGCCAGCCAGCGGCUGACGUGGAACAAGUCCCCAAAGAGUGUUCUCGUUGUCAAGAAGAUCCGGGACGCCAGCCUACUGCAGCCCUUCAAGGAGCUGUGCGUGUAUCUGAUGGAGAACAACAUGAUUGUGUAUGUGGAGAAGAAAGUUCUGGAAGACCCUGCCAUAGUGAGCGAUGACAACUUCGGACCAGUCAAGAAGAAGUUCUGCACCUUCAGAGAAGAUUAUGAUGACAUUUCCAAUCAGAUCGAUUUCAUCAUAUGCCUGGGAGGGGAUGGGACCCUGCUGUACGCGUCCUCGCUGUUCCAGGGCAGCGUGCCUCCAGUCAUGGCGUUCCACCUGGGCUCCCUGGGCUUCCUGACCCCCUUCAACUUUGAGAACUUUCAGUCCCAAGUUACUCAGGUGAUACAGGGGAAUGCGGCUGUAGUUCUUCGGAGCCGGCUGAAGGUCAGGGUCGUGAAGGAACUCAGAGGGAAGAAGACGGCGGUGCCCAACGGGGUCAGCGAGAACGGCGUGCUGCCCGCGGACCUGGACGCGGAGGUCGGGAAGCAGGUCAUGCAGUACCAGGUCCUGAACGAGGUGGUGAUUGACAGAGGCCCCUCCUCAUACCUGUCCAACGUGGAUGUCUACCUGGACGGGCACCUCAUCACCACGGUGCAGGGUGACGGGGUGAUCGUCUCCACCCCGACGGGCAGCACAGCGUAUGCGGCCGCCGCCGGGGCCUCCAUGAUCCACCCCAACGUGCCAGCCAUCAUGAUCACACCCAUCUGCCCCCACUCGCUGUCAUUCCGGCCUAUCGUGGUCCCUGCGGGGGUCGAGCUGAAGAUCAUGCUGUCGCCAGAAGCAAGGAACACCGCAUGGGUGUCCUUCGACGGACGAAAGAGACAGGAGAUCCGCCAUGGGGACAGCAUCAGCAUCACUACCUCUUGCUACCCGCUCCCCUCCAUCUGUGUCCGAGACCCCGUGAGCGACUGGUUCGAGAGUCUGGCGCAGUGUCUCCACUGGAACGUGCGGAAGAAGCAGGCACACUUCACAGAGGAGGAGGAGGAGGAGGAGGGGGCGGGGGAGGGGGAGGAGGAAGAGGGGGAGGGCUAGGCCUGAGCUCCUGCUGUCCACACUAGGGACCCCAGAGACCCGAAGCUGCUCCGCUGCCUCGUUCCCACUUGCCCUCUGGGAGCAGGCUGACCUGAGCACAUGCGCUGUGAGCCCCGAGCAGGCAUCAGAAGUCACAGCACUUUCUUUUGUAGCUGGGGGGAAGAGCCAGGAAUCUGCCUUUUGUCGACCAGAUCAGCCAUUUUUAAUAUUUUAAAUCUGACGUCUUUUUGCAUUUCUAAACAAGAAAAGUGAGUGCUGGUGAGGGCUCGGAAGUCCACACCGGGGCGGUGCGCCCCCAUGCGGUCCCUCAGAGCCUGGUCCCAGGGCGGGGACCCCAGAGGGGGAUGUGCUCUUCCAUGAUUCCUUGUCAGGAAGCUCGUGCUUCAGUCAGUCCGUUGAAAUUCAGAGGGGAUCAGAACGGCUCGAUCUGUCUUUACUUGUCGAAAAUAAAUGUCUUGUAGCCAAAAAUCUUCCUUUAGCUACCACGAUUUUCCCCUUAAAUCCUGCACCUUUUCCCCUAAAAGGACUCGAAGGGGACGCUUCUGUAGAGAGCAGUUUGGUGUUUGAUUGGCUGAUACGUGGAGGGUCCCCUCCUUCCUGCCCCGCACCUGCACCUCCUCUGGGCGCACCUUCCUGCCUUGGUCUCCAGGCCCUCCCCUCCCCCACUGCUGUGGUGUGCGAGCCCAGCGGUGGCCCGGUGGGAGGUCAGACCCAUGCACAUUCCUCACCAAGCAGGGGCGGCCCCCUCUGCACCCUGGAAGGUAUUUUAAGUCCUGUGUACACUUUGUAGAGAUCAUUUUAAGCUUUUUGAACUGCUUAUGUACAGAUUUUAUUGUACACACUUUGAAGAUGACAGAGGGAGCGGGAUUUGUACUGUUACGAAAUGGAGCCUUGCUCCAAUGUUUACACGUGUUCUGUGUGGCACUGUGUGCUGGGACCACUCUGUUCAGUGUGCUUACCGUGGGGGUGACGGCCCGCGGGGUGAGAGGGUGCUUCUCGGUUAGUAAGCCGUGGUACUUGGACUGCAGCUAGAAGAUGGGGACGCAUUGCUUAGUGAGGAAAGAGGUGGUUGGGGACAUUUUGUGUUGAUUCUGCUCUUGCUUCUCCCCGUGGGUCUUGGGCUCGCGAGGAAGCUCCCAUCAUUCCAGCGGUCGCUCCACUGCCCACAGGCUGUGUAGGGCGUGUGCACGUGUGCUUGCCACAUGGGACCCAGAACCUGUGCGGUCUGGUGGGAGCCGUGGCUCAGUGCAUGUGGCUUUGGCCCGUGGUUAUUGUUGCCUGACAGACGUCCUACAUUGGGUAUCUGUUUCUGAGUAGCUGAUAUCUCUUGGAGCUGCAAUUUUUAUCUAUUGAAUUGGCAAGAAUAGAAGGGACAGAAACUGCCCUUUUUUCUUGGACCCGCUUCUGGGGUGACAGGGACGGUCCUGUGCUUUGUCUUGUGGAGGGUCACGUGCCUCAUUCUUGGGCUGAUAGAAAGGCUGGGGGCCCGUGCGGGCAGCCACCCUCAGCCAGGGGCCUCCAUAGAGCAGGCUUUGCGGCCUGAGCGUGGCCUCCCACAUCCAUGCUUUGGGGCUUCUGGCCCUCAGGGUGGUUCUUGGCUGAUGGCCUGGAGUUGGAAAGGGAGGGGGCCCACAUGGCCAUCCUGCAGGGGCGAGACGUGGUUAGGGGUUUGCUGCCCAGCCUCCCUUGGGCUGAGAGGGGCCCGAACCAAAACUCCCAGCUUUAGGUCCAAAAGACAGUGGCAUUUGGGAUUUGGGUCACUGGUUUAGACAAAAAAAAAAAAAAAAAAAAGGCAAGUAUUAACCAAGUCCAAAAGCAGCAUGAUUUGGAAUGAUCUAGAAAACUUUGGAUUUUUUGAAAUAAAUUCUUAAUGUUUCAUAUUGUUAAUAUCUCGAAAAUUUGUUAGAUGUCGUUGAAAGCCUUAUUACACUAUUUUCAGAUCCUUUCAAUAAACAGACUUGUUUAAAAA
Messenger RNA from Enhydra lutris kenyoni (northern sea otter), 4509 nucleotides. RefSeq names its product NAD kinase. NCBI's taxonomy places the organism in Eukaryota, Metazoa, Chordata, Mammalia, Carnivora, Mustelidae. The transcript is spliced from 13 exons. Gene Ontology annotation, biological process: NADP+ biosynthetic process; NAD+ metabolic process. The coding region runs from base 1197 to 2540 and encodes 447 amino acids. Gene Ontology annotation, molecular function: NAD+ kinase activity. The record is from RefSeq and is a predicted model, not a curated record.